This is a messenger RNA of Acyrthosiphon pisum (pea aphid), 2169 nucleotides long. Its product is annotated as maltase-like. Gene Ontology annotation, biological process: carbohydrate metabolic process. Bases 176 to 2041 code for a protein of 621 amino acids. NCBI's taxonomy places the organism in Eukaryota, Metazoa, Arthropoda, Insecta, Hemiptera, Aphididae. The record is from RefSeq and is a predicted model, not a curated record. The transcript is spliced from 10 exons.
UAAACAAUUUUAUGAUACAGAUCGUUAUUAGUUUUAUUCCAGUAAAUAGUUUUAAGUUUAGUGGACGUUCGUUAACUUUUGAAUUUCCAUCCCAUAUUGUAGACGAUAUUUACUCUAUCGGUUUGAGUGGCAUACGUAUAUCGUUAAUACUUAUAGAUUAUCACGGGUCUUAACUAUGCGUCGUGAGUGCAUGAUUUUGUUAUUGCUAAAUCUUUCGGAACAUUUCACCAAUGGAAAUAAAACUUGCGUCAAAGAUGAAGAGAAAAGUUUAGAAUGGUGGAAAACUGCGGUUUACUACCAAGUCUAUCCAAGAUCAUUUAAGGAUAGCAAUGGUGACGGUAUAGGAGAUCUUAAAGGGAUUGAAGAGAAAGCUGAACACUUCAAAGACAUAGGAGUGGACUGUGUUUGGUUAUCACCCAUUUUUAAAUCACCUAUGGCUGACUUUGGUUAUGAUAUUUCGGAUUAUAAUAUGAUUGAUCCCGUAUAUGGCACAAUGGAUGAUUUUAUUUCGUUGCAGAAAAAAUUGCAAUCUUUGGGCAUUAAAAUUAUUUUGGACUUCGUACCUAAUCAUUCAAGUGAUGAACACGAAUGGUUUAAAAAGUCUGUGGACAAAAUUAUGCCAUACAAAGAUUAUUAUGUAUGGAGAGAUGGUAAAUGCGAUGACAAUAGUUCGAUAACGCCACCAAAUAAUUGGCAAAGUUUAUUCAGUAAUUCAGCAUGGACAUGGAAUAAAAAACGUGAACAGUAUUAUUUACACCAAUUUGACCGUAAACAACCAGAUUUAAAUUACAGAAAUAAAGACUUGGUUAAAGAAAUGAAAAACAAUUUGAGGUUUUGGUUGGAUCUUGGUGUAGAUGGAUACAGAGUAGAUGCCGUACCGUUUUUGUUCGAGCAUCCAGACUUUUUAGACGAUAUCAGAAAACCAGAAGAGCUUGCCAAAAAAGAGAAAAAUACUUAUGAACAAUAUUAUCAUCCCUAUACAAUGGAUUUAGAUGAAACGUAUGAUAUGAUUAGUCAGUUUAGGGACGUUAUGGAAGAAUACAAACUGAGAGACGGAAAAACCAGAGUUAUGAUAACUGAAGCAUACACUUCCAUGGAAAACACUAUGAGAUAUUAUGGUGAUGAGACCAGUUUGGGAGCACAUAUGCCAUUUAAUUUUGGAUUGAUCGAUCGACUAAAUGAAUAUUCGAACGCCACUAAAUUCAACGAAGCGAUAAAUAAUUGGUUGGACAAUAUGCCUGAGGGAAAAUGUGCGAACUGGGUGAUCGGGAACCACGACAAUCCGCGGGUGGCCACCCGGUUUGGCGGAGAAAUGGUGGACGCCAUGAACAUGCUGAACAUGUUGUUGCCCGGCGCCGCGUUCACGUACAUGGGCGAGGAGAUCGGCAUGUCGGACACGGUCAUCCGCUGGGAACAGACGGUGGACCCGAGGGGCCGGAACGCGGGACCCGACGGUUUCCGGACAUUGAGCAGGGACCCUGCCAGGUCACCGUACCAGUGGAACGCCAGUGCCAACGCCGGGUUCACGGUAUCCUCAUCGAAACCAUGGUUGCCGGUGAACCCCAACUACUGGAAGCUGAACCUGGACGCGCAGCGCAAGCAGCACUGCAGCCACUACACCGUGUACAAGCGGUUGGCCAAGCUCCGGAAGACCCGGACGGUGCAGCGCGGUUCGUUCGACGGCAGAGAGCUGUCCCAGUGGGUGUACGCGUUUACGAGGUCACUGCCAUCAGCAGAAACUUACCUGGUGGUAAUGAACGUGGGCUCGGAGGACGAACGUGUCGACUUGAGUAAUUGGCCAACUUUGGAAAAAGACCAAACGUGGCUGGUACACACGCCAAGCGUCAAUUCACAAUACUCAAUAGGAUAUUCACUUAAAACAAAUGGAUUCACAUUGAGACCAAAAUCUGCCAUGGUUUUGUGUAACAAAAGACAUCCAUCGUCAUCCUCGUCAACAACCCCGUCGAUAUCUCCAUCUUCGCUGGUGUUUCCAGUGGCAAUGUUCGUGGUCGCCUUGAGUUUCAUACUUGCCAACCCGUAGUCGUCACUCAUCUAUAAACAUUGAUUAUUUCUAAGAACGCUAAUUUAUUCGAAAAAAACGCCACCUCCAAUUUUUGAAAAUAUAAAUUAGAAUAUAGAUACAAUACCUACAUCAUUGUAGUUUUGAAA